Molecule: messenger RNA, 768 nt
Organism: Hyposmocoma kahamanoa
Lineage: Eukaryota; Metazoa; Arthropoda; Insecta; Lepidoptera; Cosmopterigidae
Product: synaptic vesicular amine transporter-like
Exons: 6
Biological process (GO): aminergic neurotransmitter loading into synaptic vesicle; transmembrane transport
Cellular component (GO): synaptic vesicle membrane; terminal bouton
Molecular function (GO): serotonin:sodium:chloride symporter activity
Source: RefSeq, a predicted model, not a curated record
UACCCAUAAUUCCGGAGUUUCUCUAUGACAUACGCCAUCCUGACGCGCCGCUCUCUAUGCCCCUGGAAGAACUGACCAUCACGACACCGGACCCAGCUCGGUACUGCCCUUGCUUGAACAGGACUCUGGUUCUAGAGUCAGAUAACAUUACACACUUGAACUUAACUGCAGAACGUGAAGAACGACACAAGGAACUUAUACAGGAAACGGUGGCCGUCGGUGUGAUGUUCGCUAGCAAAGCAUUAGUACAACUACUUGCAAACCCCUUCGUUGGACCUCUUACCCACAAGAUCGGUUACAGUGUCCCGAUGUUCACUGGCUUCAUCCUUAUGUUCCUGUCUACGAUAAUUUUUGCGUUUGGCCGUUCAUAUGGUGUACUGUUCGUGGCGCGUGCGCUGCAGGGUAUAGGAUCUUCUUGUUCAUCGGUUUCUGGCAUGGGCAUGCUAGCUGAACGGUAUCCUGAUGAUAAGGAACGUGGCAACGCAAUGGGUAUAGCGCUCGGCGGGCUCGCUCUAGGAGUGCUCAUAGGGCCCCCAUUCGGUGGACUCAUGUACGAAUUUGUCGGCAAGACUGCGCCUUUCCUCAUGCUAUCGGCGCUCGCACUUGGAGACGGCUUGUUGCAGCUGAUGAUUCUUCAACCCGGUGUGGUGCGUCAGGAGUCGGAACCACCUUCCUUGAAACAGUUAAUUACUGACCCGUACAUCAUCGUUGCUGCUGGUAAGUAAUUUAUAUUAUCACUAACGUAGUAAAAUAUCGGCGUGUCAAUGC